ACUACGCCCCCCUCUAUGUUCCCUCCUCUCCCCCUGCAGGACACUCCUCGCAGUGAUUACACAGAGAUCACACUCCCAGCACUCCAGGAAGAGCGACACGAAGAGCAGAAGAGGAAACAUCGUACUGUACACAGACAACCUUCAAUAAUGCCGCCAUUUCCUCCAUGUUGUGGCCUUAUCAUCGUGGAUUCCCGCCAGCCAGUCCCUCUGCAGGGGAUCUGGGUUGACGUCCAGGUGAAAGGCUUUGUGGCGGACGUAUCGGCGACUCUCAAGUAUAAGAACAAGGAGGAGAAGGCGAUAGAAGCGGUCUUUGUCUUCCCCAUGGAUGAAGACUCCGCCGUCUACAGCUUUGAGGCCACAAUAGAGGGGAAGAAGAUUGUAGCCGACCUCCAGGAGAAGAAGGAGGCUCAUAAAACCUACGAUGAGGCCAUCAGCCGGGGUGAACAAGCCUUUCUCCUGGAGGAAGAUGAGAGCUCGGCGGACAUCUUUAGCUGCAGUGUCGGGAAUCUCCCUCCUGGCCAGGAGGCCGAGGUCACCCUGAAAUAUGUGCGGGAGUUGCCGGUGGAGGCAGACGGAGCUGUGCGCUUUGUACUCCCGGCCAUCCUCAACCCGAGAUACACCCCAAAAGAUCAUGAUGUGAGCAUUACAGCCACACGUCCUCAGGUGCCGAUUGGUGAGAUCCCGUACACGCUGAGUCUGAACGCUCACUUCCAGUCCAUGUACGGCAUCGCCAAGAUCGAGUCCAAAUGUAACAUCACCCCUCUGGAGUACACAGAUAGUGACAAGACCAGCGCCAAGGUGUCACUGGUUGAGGGUCACAAGUUUGAUCGAGAUGUAGAGUUCUUGGCUUAUUAUACGGAUGUGAACAAACCCAGCGUCACUGUGGAGGCGGGGCUUGGAGCUACAGACGCUGCUCAAGAAUCAGGACCGGCGCCAUCAGGGUCCAUCAUGGCGGAGUCGGUGGCCAUGUUGAAUUUCUACCCGAGUUUCCCAGCUGGACAGGAGCAGUCCAAUUGCGGCGAGUUUAUUUUCCUCGUGGACCGGUCUGGGAGUAUGGAAUGUUCAAUGAAUUCUGAGCCAAAUGCCCCACAGAGGAUUGAUAGUGCCAGGGAGACGCUGGUUCUUCUAUUGAAGAGUUUACCUCUCGGGUGUUACUUUAAUAUUUACGGCUUUGGCUCCCGUUUUGAAGCCUUCUUCCCGGAGAGUGUGGAGUACACACAGAAGUCUAUGGAGGAGGCGGUGAAGAAGGUGAAUGAGAUGGACGCCAGUUUUGGAGGAACAGAAAUUCUCCAACCCUUAAAGAAGAUCUACCAAACAGCCGGGAGAGCCGAGCACCCCCGACAGCUUUUUGUCUUCACAGACGGAGAAGUCGGGAACACAAAGCAAGUGAUUGACGAAGUUCAGAAAAAUGCUCAGAAACACCGGUGUUUUACAUUUGGAAUCGGUGAAGGAGCCUCCACGUCCCUCAUUAAAGGCAUGGCCCGGGCAGGAAGUGGAAUCUUUGAGUUUAUCACUGGCAAAGACCGCAUGCAACCCAAGGUUCUUCGGGCACUCAAAUGCUCCUUACAGCCCACUGUGAAGGACGUCUCUCUCACAUGGACCCUUCCUUCCGGUGUGGAAGCCAUCGUCCUGUCCAAAGUCCCUAAUGCAAUCUUCCAGGGUCAAAGAUCUAUUGUCUACGCUCAGCUGAAGGGAAAGGUGGAGAAUGAAGCGGAAGGUGAGGUCUGUCUGCAGUACAAGUUUAAAGAUGAAAUGAUAAAGAAUGAUCUUCGUUUCCCGCUGAAGGUGCAGAACGCGGAAAGGCCCACCAUCCACAGACUGGCAGCCAAAACUCUGAUCUCUGAACUGGAACAUGGACCAGAGUCAGAGUCUGAGGAAGUGAAGAAGAAGAUCUUGGAGACCAGUCUGCAAUCUGGUGUUGUCUCCUCUCUCACAGCCUAUGUAGCCGUCAACAAGGACACCAAGACACGCGUGGAGGGUCCUCCUGUGCGCCGGGAUGUCCCAGCUCCAGCAUUUUUGAUGAUGCAUUCAGGAUUCCAUGCACCACCUGGAAGGAUGGCUUAUUGUUCUGCUCCCAUGGCAAUGCCUAAGAUGGCAAUAGGCAAAAGAAAACAGAACGUCCUUAGCAAAAAAAUGGCAUCGCCAGCACCUUUUUUUGGAGGAGCACCUGAGAUGUUACGCUGUGCGAUUGAAGAAAUGGAUACGAGAGCAACUGCUGUCCUAGCGGAGACCCCCGCACUUGUGAGGCUGAUCACCCUGCAGAAUGCAGACGGAUCCUGGGACCUGACCCCCCAAAUCCCUGCUGUCCUGGGAAUAUCUGAGACAGACAUAAAGACUGGGAACCCCGACCAGGUAUUGUGUUAUUGACCAUAUCUCUAAUAA
Rana temporaria (common frog) is the source of this 2382-nucleotide messenger RNA. Its product is annotated as von Willebrand factor A domain-containing protein 5A-like. The transcript is spliced from 18 exons. The record is from RefSeq and is a predicted model, not a curated record. The coding region runs from base 16 to 2367 and encodes 783 amino acids. Lineage: Eukaryota; Metazoa; Chordata; Amphibia; Anura; Ranidae.